Messenger RNA from Manacus vitellinus (golden-collared manakin), 3825 nucleotides. It is a transcript of the gene UBE3B, whose product is annotated as ubiquitin protein ligase E3B. NCBI's taxonomy places the organism in Eukaryota, Metazoa, Chordata, Aves, Passeriformes, Pipridae. Bases 124 to 3336 code for a protein of 1070 amino acids. Gene Ontology annotation, biological process: protein polyubiquitination; ubiquitin-dependent protein catabolic process. Gene Ontology annotation, molecular function: ubiquitin protein ligase activity; protein binding. The transcript is spliced from 28 exons. The record is from RefSeq and is a predicted model, not a curated record.
GAUCCGUGCAGGAGCUGCCCCAAGGCACUGGGUGGGAUCAUGUGUGUGUGUAAAUGAGCACUGAACACUUCUGAAGAAGAGACCCCUCAGUUUCCCAGGUGUCUGCUCCCCAGAGCCCCAGCCAUGUUCAGUGCCAGCCAGAGCUCCCGGGCGCAGUUCCUGGACAAGGCGCGGCAGGCGCGGGAGGAGCGGCGGGAGCUGAAGGAGAGGGAGCGAGCGGCUGUGCAGCUCCAGGCCCUGGUCAGGAGGUUCCUGUGCCGCUGCCGCCUCCAGAGGGACAUCAGGAAGGAGGUGGACGAUUUCUUUGGUACAAAUGAAUCUGGCUCAAGUAAAAGAAGUGCUCUGUCUGUGUUCAGAAUUGCCAGGAAGCUGCUGUUUGUGUUUAAUCCCAAAGAGGACAAGGAGAGAUUUGAAAAGCUGUGCCGCUGUAUCCUUAACAGCAUGGAUGUGGAGAAUGAGCCCAAGGUGUGGUACGUGUCCCUGGCUCUCUCCAAGGAUCUCACACUCCUAUGGAUAAAGCAGAUCAAAGAUAUUUUGUGGUUUUGCUGUGAAUUUCUCAAGCAGCUCAAGCCUGACAUCCUGCAGGACUCCAGACUGGUCAAUCUGCACCUCACAAUGCUCGUCACCUUCACAGACACUUCGACCUGGAAAAUCCUCCGGGGAAAAGGUGAAACCCUGAGGCCUGCAAUGAACCACAUCUGUGCAAACAUCAUGGGACACCUGAACCAGAAGGGGUUUUAUUCUGUGCUGCAGAUUUUGCUAACUAAUGGCUUGGCAAGAUCCAGACCUUCCUUGUCCAAGGGCUCUUUAACUGCCAUCUUCUCCCUGGCACUGCGCCCUGUGGUUGCUGCACAGUUCUCAGACAAUCUGUUGAGGUCCUUCCUGAUCCAUAUCAUGUCUGUGCCUGCUAUAAUGACUCACCUUGCUACUCUCACACCUGAGCGUCUGGCAGUGAUAGAAUCUCACGAUCUGUUCCGCAAGUUCAUCCUGUUCUUGAGCCGCGAGGCUCAAUGCCGAGAUGUCUGUGUGUGCCUGGAGGGGAGCCACACUCUCUGUUUGCUGGGUAACCUGGUGUUCCUGGGCUCUCUGAAUGACCAGGUCCUGGAGGAGGAGACAGCCCACUUUGUGGGGGUGCUCAUCCACAUGCUCUCCUACUGCCAGAAGUACGUGUCACAGAAGAAAUCCAACCUCACCCACUGGCACCCUGUUCUGGGCUGGUUUUCACAGACUGUGGAUUAUGGACUGAAUGAGUCCAUGCCUCUGCUGACAAAGCAACUGCAGCACCUCUGGGGAGUCCAUAUGAUCCGCAUCCUCUUCAGUGAUGUGCUCAGCAAGAAGCUGCUGGAAAAUCAGGAAAUAGCUCAGCUGCCAGCACAGCCAGUUUCCCCUCAGAACAGCCUUCCUAUGAAAAACCUGUUCAAGAGAGCGUUCCAGAAAUCCGCCUCUGUCCGGAACAUCCUCAAGCCGGUGGGGGGGAAGCGCGUGGACUCCGCGGAGGUGCAGAAGGUUUGCAGCAUCUGUGUCCUGUACCAGACCACCCUGACCACGCUCACCCAGAUCCGCCUGCAGAUCCUCACAGGUCUCACCUACCUGGAUGAUCUGUUGCCCAAAUUGUGGGCUUUUAUCUGUGAGCUGGGACCACAGGGUGGGUUAAAACUCUUUUUGGAGUGUUUGAACAAUGACACAGAGGAAUCCAAGAGGCUGCUGGCCAUGCUGAUGCUCUUCUGUGACUGCUCCCGCCACCUCAUCACGAUUCUUGAUGACAUAGAGGUCUAUGAAGAGCAGAUUUCAUUCAAGCUGGAGGAGCUCGUUACCAUCUCCUCUUUCCUGAAUUCCUUCGUGUUUAAGAUGAUCUGGGAUGGAAUUGUAGAGAAUGCCCGAGGGGAGACCCUGGAGCUGUUCCACUCCGUGCAUGGCUGGCUCAUGGUGCUGUACGAGCGGGACUGUCGCCGGCGUUUCGCUCCCGACGAGCACUGGCUGCGCAAGGACCUCAAACCCAGUGUGCUCUUCCAGGAGCUGGACAAGGACAAGAAACGAGCCCAGCUGCUCCUGCAGUACAUCCCACACGUCAUUCCCCACAAGAACAGGGUGCUGCUUUUCCGAAACAUGGUCACAAAGGAGAAGGAGAAGCUGGGGCUGGUUGAAACCAGCUCGGCGUCCCCUCACGUCACACACAUCACCAUCCGCCGCUCACGGAUGCUGGAGGAUGGAUAUGAACAGCUCCGGCAGCUUUCCCAGAACGCCAUGAAGGGGGUGAUCAGAGUGAAGUUUGUGAAUGAUCUGGGAGUCGAUGAGGCUGGUAUUGAUCAGGAUGGGGUCUUCAAAGAGUUUCUGGAAGAGAUAAUUAAAAAAGUGUUUGACCCUGCACUCAACCUGUUCAAGACCACCAGUGGUGAUGAGAGGCUGUAUCCAUCCCCAACAUCCUACAUCCAUGAGAACUACCUCCAGCUCUUUGAGUUUGUGGGGAAGAUGCUUGGGAAGGCUGUAUAUGAGGGAAUAGUUGUGGAUGUACCAUUUGCUUCCUUCUUUUUGAGUCAGCUCCUUGGGCACCACCACAGUGUCUUCUACAGCUCCGUGGAUGAACUUCCCUCCUUGGACUCUGAGUUCUAUAAAAAUCUCACUUCAAUUAAGCGUUAUGACGGUGAUAUCAGUGACCUGGGCUUAACACUGUCCUAUGAUGAAGAUGUGAUGGGUCAGCUUGUUUGCCAUGAACUUGUUCCUGGAGGGAAGACCAUUCCCGUUACCAAUGAAAAUAAAAUCAGCUACAUCCACCUCAUGGCUCACUUCCGGAUGCACACCCAGAUCAAGAGCCAGACAGCUGCUCUCAUCAGCGGCUUCAGGUCCAUCAUCAAGCCCGAGUGGAUCCGGAUGUUUUCCGCGCCGGAGCUGCAGCGCCUGAUCUCCGGGGACAACGCUGAGAUUGACCUCGAGGACCUGAAAAAACACACCGUGUACUACGGGGGCUUCCAUGGGAGUCACCGGGUCAUCAUCUGGCUGUGGGACAUCCUGGCCAAUGACUUCAGCCCCGAGGAGAGAGCCAUGUUCCUCAAGUUUGUGACCAGCUGCUCCAGGCCUCCACUUCUGGGCUUUGCCUACCUCAAGCCUCCUUUUUCCAUCCGCUGUGUGGAAGUCUCUGAUGAUCAGGACACGGGGGACACUCUGGGCAGCGUCUUGCGCGGCUUUUUCACCAUCCGCAAGAAGGAGCCGGGUGGGCGGCUCCCGACCUCCUCCACCUGCUUCAACCUCCUCAAGCUGCCCAACUACAGCAAGAAAAGCAUCCUGAGGGAGAAGCUGCGCUAUGCCAUCAGCAUGAACACUGGCUUUGAGCUGUCCUAGGCGGCCUGCACUCGGAAACGCAGUGUGUUGAACUAGAGCACAAUGAGUUGUUGAACACUGAAAUAAAAUCCUUGCUCCCCUUUUCCCUUUGUUCCUCAGGAGUACAAUUCCUAGAAAAGAUCUUCCUACAGACUUAGCUUGGUCCCUCCAAACCUGGAAAUGUUGCACUGUGAGACACUGCUCCCCAUUGUAGCUGGUGUAUAAAAUGUGAUUGUAUGGUGACUCCCUGGUAGCUGUGGACUAAGAUUUCUGUGGAGGGGCUGAUUUCUGUGUCCUGGGGAGGCUGGAAUGUGUGUUUACCUGAGCAGAAGGUGUGGAAGGUGUGUCAGUCCUGCCUGCUCUGUGUGUCCUGCAGGUGUGCAGGGCAGGGAUGGUUGUGCCACGGGAGAUUAAUGAGGAGCUUUUCUAUCCAAGCCUCGCUGCCGUGGAGACCUUGGUUACAUCCCUGUGUGUCAGAACUGCAGAGAAAAUAAAGCUGGUUUGAGCUCA